AUGAUUGCCCUUAGCAAGAAGAGCUCGUGUUCUUCUCAACUCUGCUUCGCUUUCUACGCCCUUGGGCUGGCAUUGCUGGGGGACGUGUCCCGGGCUGUACCCAUGGACGAUCAGGAUUAUUACCUGCAGGAAAUUAGCAACAGGGAUCAUUAUUAUUCUUUUCCAUAUCCCGGUGAAGAGUUUUUUCCUUUCACGGAACAACCCAGAGAGGAAGGACCUAUCCAUGCUGCAGAGAGAGAGGAGCACCCAGGGUUCAAACCCAGCAGGAAAGAGUUAAAACCGAAGAAAAACAACAAAAAAGGAAAAUCCAUUAUUGAAACUCCACCAGAUUGUCCUCCACUUGGUCUAGAGACAUUAAAAAUUACUGACUUCCAGCUCCAUGCCUCCACAGCAAAGCGGUAUGGCCUUGGGGCCCACAGAGGAAGGCUCAAUAUUCAGGCAGGUGUUAACGAAAAUGAUUUCUAUGACGGCGCUUGGUGUGCGGGAAGAAAUGACCCAUAUCAGUGGAUUGAGGUAGACGCUCGAAGGCUAACAAAAUUCACUGGAGUCAUCACCCAAGGAAGAAACUCUCUCUGGUCGAGUAACUGGGUGACCUCUUACAGAGUAUUGGUGAGCAAUGACAGCCAUGCAUGGACUGCUGUCAGAAAUGAAUCUGGAGAUGUGAUUUUUGAAGGAAACAGUGAGAAAGAGAUCCCAGUUCUCAAUAUGUUGCCGGUGCCGCUGGUUGCGCGCUAUAUCCGAAUAAACCCUCGGUCCUGGUUCCAAGAAGGCAGCAUCUGUAUGAGACUGGAAAUCUUAGGGUGUCCUUUGCCAG
Pterocles gutturalis (yellow-throated sandgrouse) is the source of this 814-nucleotide messenger RNA. Its product is annotated as inactive carboxypeptidase-like protein X2. NCBI's taxonomy places the organism in Eukaryota, Metazoa, Chordata, Aves, Pterocliformes, Pteroclidae. The transcript is spliced from 5 exons. The annotation marks the transcript as partial. The record is from RefSeq and is a predicted model, not a curated record.